Ictalurus furcatus (blue catfish) is the source of this 2534-nucleotide messenger RNA. RefSeq names its product protein mono-ADP-ribosyltransferase PARP12. The record is from RefSeq and is a predicted model, not a curated record. The coding region runs from base 167 to 2386 and encodes 739 amino acids. The transcript has 12 exons. Gene Ontology annotation, molecular function: NAD+ poly-ADP-ribosyltransferase activity; metal ion binding. Lineage: Eukaryota; Metazoa; Chordata; Actinopteri; Siluriformes; Ictaluridae.
AUGUUUAUGAACACGGGGGUUUUUUCUCCAACAUGGCAACAGCGGCAAUGUUAAGUUUCGUUUUCCAAUCAUCAAGAGUCGUGACCUAUCUGGAAAGUAAACAUCGUCGUCGUGGCUUGUUUCCACUCGGGAGAAGAAGCAGUGGUGUCGACCUGGUCCUGACACGAUGUCCACGAUGAUGACUUCUGAAUCUGUAGUGAAACUGAUAUGUGCGAAUGACGGCGUUAUGCUUUAUGAUGACUUGAUUUCCGGCUUUAGAAACGAUUUCUACAUCGACAACGUUCUUGAAGGAAACGAAUCUCUCGCGACGGUUUUAGUAAACGGACAGAAAAUGAUCAUGGCCAAAACCGGAGUGAAGCUGUGCAGGGCGAAGAACUGUAACGGGUGUAUGAAUUUACACCUGUGCAAGUUUUUCCUAUUGGGUGACUGUCAGUACGGAAGAGGAAGACGAGGAUGCCGUUUUAGUCAUGACCUGCAGACGGAGCAAAACGCCAGAGUCCUUCAGAUACAUGGCCUGAGUCAGCUGGACAGGAGAGAGCUCUGUGUCUUACUACUCCAGAGUGACAACAGCAUCCUACCUCCAGUGUGCCAUUCUUACAACAAUGGCACGGGCCUGUAUGGGCGAUGCGAGGAUGGUGACAACUGCAAGCGGCUGCACAUUUGCGAGAAGUACCUGAGAGGCCCAUGUCAGUGUCCACGAGCACAUGAUUUCUAUGAGCCCCAUCCUCUGAAAACGUUGCAGGACAGAGGUGUUCCCGCUGAGCUCAUGACAUCCAUGAAGACCACAUAUUCGAACAUCGAGGCCUUACGGUUAAUGGCUAAAGUCAGAUCACCUCAAAAUGGUGGCAGAGUUCAAGAGAACAGUGGCCAGAGACCCACCAGAAAUGGCAACUGGCAGAAACAGACAUCGGCUGAUGCUAAUGCUACAGGUAGUGGAGGUCCCAGGACCAACAGAGGCUCAACUCCCAAGAAUUCGCAAUACUCUCAAGAGAAAAAGGAGAUCUGUCUGUUCUUUGUCAAAGGACACUGCAGAAACGGAGAUAAAUGUUUUAGGGAGCACUCCAAAGUACCCUAUAAAUGGGAGGUGAAGGAGGAACUCGGCUGGGUAGCUCUUGAUGACAAUGAGGGCAUAGAGAAAGAUUACUGCGACCCAGCUAAAACACACAGCUCUGGAGUCUGCUUCGAUACGAUGACCCGUGGCUAUAGCAUCGUGCGCCGUCUCUCGACGGUGUCCUCAGCGAUCCAACCCAACUACAUCCUCACCACCAAUUGGGCGUGGCACUGGGAGGAUGAGUACGGCAACUGGAUCCAGUAUGCAUCGUCAGGCGGAGGUCACAACACAGCUUCCAUCACCAGCGAGGACUUGGAGCAGAAAUUUUCUCAGGACAACAAAGCAGAGGUGGAGUUCAUGGCUGGCUCACAGGUGUACACACUCAGCUUCCAAGAUAUGAUACAGACAAACAAGCGCUACGGGACCAAAAAGCUUGUGAGGCGUCGACCUGUGUUUGUGUCGGCAGCAGAUGUUCAAAUAAUCAGAACAACCAAACCGGCUCCCAGCAUCCAGAUGAAAACACUGCCGAGCCACUGGAACAGAGCGCUGACACCCGAGAUCGGUUACAAGAGAUUAAAGCUGCAGAGCGAUUCAAGUGAGUACAGUGCAAUCGAGCGCCUUUUCAACGCCACUAUGCAUGGUUUCAGCAUUCAACAGAUCGAGCGGAUACAAAACCGGGCCCUUUGGGAAGUGUUUCAGUGGCAGAAAGAUCAUAUGAAAAAGAACAACCCAGGGAAGAACGUUGCAGAGAAACAGCUGUUUCAUGGGACGGACUCUAAACACACAGAAGCCAUCUGCCACAAUAACUUUGACUGGAGAAUCUGUGGCACUCACGGCACAGCCUAUGGGAAAGGGAGUUACUUUGCCAGGGACGCCAAGUACUCCCACAACUACACCGGAGACUCCACAUCUCGCUGCAUGUUCGUUUGCCGUGUCCUAGUGGGUGACUACACCGCCGGCCACUCCAGCUACACUCGCCCCCCGUCCAAAGAUGGAGGAGACACCGUCUUUUACGACAGCUGCGUGGAUGAUGUCCACAACCCGUCCAUAUUCGUAGUGUUUGAGAAGCAUCAGAUCUAUCCAGAGUAUCUCAUUAUGUAUAGAGAGACGAGUCAGUCAUCAUCCCCAUAUUACAGGUCAAAUCCUUCUGUAAACAGAGCGGCUUUCGCUGCUUCAACUUCGACAUAUCAACCCAGCCCUGCUCCUAGAGUUCAGGCAGCAACUCCAGUAUAUCGACCCCGACCUGCUACGUCGUCAUAUUCUUCAUCAUAUUCAUACUCCACUCCUUCCACCCCUCAGCCAUCCAAAACAGACGCCUCCUGCGUUAUCUGCUGAGGACAUGGCAAAGAUGAGAUUAAAUGUGAACUUACAGGCCUGUGUUCUGCAGAGUGUCCCAAAAGUCUCCAUACAUAGGGGAAAUGAACCCUUUUUAGCAAAAUGUCCUCCAAAAUUACUUCCAUAAUUAGUUUGUGUUAUUUAUAUA